Molecule: messenger RNA, 1815 nt
Organism: Arachis stenosperma
Lineage: Eukaryota; Viridiplantae; Streptophyta; Magnoliopsida; Fabales; Fabaceae
Exons: 4
Coding region: 1-1815 (604 amino acids)
Source: RefSeq, a predicted model, not a curated record
AUGGGCGCCACCCCGUUCCACCGAUCUAUCCUCGAGGUCCGGCUGCCGAAACACUUCGACAAGCCAACGGACAUGAGGUACGACGGAACUCAAGACCCUCUAGAACACCUCACGGCCUUUGAGGCCAGGAUGAAUCUAGAGGGAGUAGGCGACGAAGUAAGAUGCCGCGCCUUCCCGGUGACCCUAGCAGGACCAGCGAUCAGAUGGUUUAACGGCCUCCCUCAAGGUUCCAUCUACAAUUUCUCAGACAUCAGCCGCGCAUUCCUGGCUCAAUUUACAACGCGAAUAGCAAAGGCCAAGCAUCCUAUCAACCUUCUCGGGCCGGUUUGGACAAUGCAUGAAAUCCAAACGGUGGCCAAAGAGUACAUAAACGACGAGGAAGUCAGCCGAGUAGUGGCUGCCAAUAAGCGUCAGUCCGGUUACGGCCAGGCUCGUCAGUCCGGUGGCGAUGGGGAGAGAGCGAAAGAAAAGGCUAGGGAGGAGGCAUCAAACAAAGCACCUAGGCCGUUUCCUCGAGUCGGGAAGUUUACUAACUACACUCCCCUCACCCUCCCCAUCGUGGAGGUCUAUCAACAAAUAGCUGAAAAGGGAAUUCUUCCGAAGCCCCGACCACUCAAGGACUGCACGGGUGGAAACAAGAACCUUUAUUGCGAUUACCAUAAGGGAUAUGGCCACCAAACACAGGACUGUUUCGACCUGAAGGAUGCAUUAGAACAAGCGAUAAGGGAAGGAAAGCUAGCAGCGUUCUCCCAUCUCAUCAGGGAGCCGAGAAGGCGCUAUCGUGAGCAAGACGAGGAAGGCAAGACACGCUCGACCAAGCGGCGACAGGAGCCCGAAGACGGAGACCACGGCCUCACUGUAAUAAACGUGGUAACGGCAAAAAACACUGCACCGAAGUCCCGGUCGGCACACAAGAAAGACGCCAAGGUUCUGGCGAUCUCAUCUCCACCGGUGCAGAGUACCAAAAAACCUCCGUCCAUUUCUUUUGGCCCAGAAGACCAAUGGUUCAGCGACGCCCCGGAAAACCCUCCCAUGGUCAUAACGGCCAGAGAUGCCGACCUGACGACUCACCAGCACGGGGUUAUCGGGUUAGGCGACCACUUCAUCAAACCAGACGGAGUCAUUUCACUACCAAUCUCGGUGGGACAGAUGCAAGGCCGAAGAUCGGCGAUGGCCGAGUUCGUAAUCCUCCGAGACUCCACAGCCUACAACAUCAUCUUGGGAAGAAAAACAAUCAAUGAUUUUGAAGCCAUAAUCAAUACCAAGUUGCUAGUCAUGAAGUUUGUCACCGAUGAUGGAUCCAUAGGGACCAUAAGAGGAGACCUCGAGACGGCGGUCGCUUGUGACAACGCCAGCCUUUCCCUCAGAAAGAAGUCCAAGGAAGCAUCUGGCGUAUUCCUAGCCGACCUUGACGCCAGAGUUGAGGACAAGCCGAGGCCGGAACCAGAAGGGGACCUGGAAAAAUUUAGCAUCAAUGACGAAGGGGAAAAGUUCACUUUCGUUAACAAGAACCUCCCACAUGAGCUGAAGGAGCCUUUGAUUGAAAUGAUAAGAGCCAACAGGGACUUGUUCGCAUGGACACCAGCCGACAUGCCGGGCAUAGAUCCACAAAUCAUCUCACAUCAUCUAGCCGUCAAGCCGGAAGCACGCCCAGUGGCUCAACGGAGAAGAAAAAUGUCGGCGGAAAGAGCAGAGGAGGUAGCCAAACAAACGGCCGGCCUCCUAGAAGCAGGCUUCAUACGAGAAGUGGACUACUCGACGUGGCUCUCAAAUGUGAUGCACUCGUCGACGCUGCGGCGGGGUACCGGUAUCUGA